Molecule: messenger RNA, 1343 nt
Organism: Nymphaea colorata (pocket water lily)
Lineage: Eukaryota; Viridiplantae; Streptophyta; Magnoliopsida; Nymphaeales; Nymphaeaceae
Product: probable carboxylesterase 2
Exons: 1
Coding region: 178-1167 (329 amino acids)
Molecular function (GO): hydrolase activity
Source: RefSeq, a predicted model, not a curated record
GCACUUCGUCAAACGCCACCGAACCUCUCGUACCUUUCUCUCAUCCACCAAACAUCCACUUUCCCACCUACCCUCCUCCAUCUCCUCUCUCUUUCUCUUUCCCCAAGUCUUCAUCUACAAAGGUAGACGAUUGAGCAGAUUCUCGAUCACCGAUCUGCUCCUCUGCGCUCCCCACCAAUGGAUUCAUCACCAUCUGCCGAUAUCAAGUUCGAGUUCUUCCCUUUCGUCCGCGUCUACAAGGACGGUCGGGUGCAGAGGAUCUUCACCACCCAACUUGUCCCUGCCGGCCUCCACCCUGAGACCGGCAUCACCUCCAAGGACGUCGUCGUCUGCCCGGAGACCGGAGUUUCUGUUCGCCUCUACCUCCCUCCCCUUUCCGAUCCCAGCAAGAAGGUCCCCAUUGUCGUGUAUUUCCACGGCGGCGGCUUCUGCGUCGAGUCUUCCAGAUCCCGCUCCCACCACGCCUUUUGCAAUGCCUUCGUCGCCCAGGCUGGAGUCCUCGCCGUCUCCGUCGACUACCGCCUCGCGCCGGAGUACCCCGUCCCAAUCGCCCACUUCGAUUCGUGGGCGGCCCUCCAAUGGGUGGCGCGCCAAGCCGGGGCAGGGGAGGUAGCAGAGCCGUGGCUGAGGGACCACGGCGACUUCGACCGGAUUUACUUGGCCGGCGGCAGCGCGGGCGCCAACCUUGCCCACCACCUCGCGAUGGCUGCCAGCGGUCAUCCGGUUUUCGGACCUCUGCCGGAGGAUGACGUCCCGGUCUCGAUUCACGGUUUGGUCCUGCUCCACCCUUUCUUCGCCGGGUGGUCGUUGUCCGAGGAUGAGGAAUUGCGGCAGUGGCAAAUCAAGGCGAACAAGAUGUGGGUACUCACAUGCCCAUCGGCCGAAAAGUCCGGUACCGACCACCCUCUUGUUAACCUCACCUCGCCGGAAGCGCCGAAACUCUCGCUGCUCCAGUGCCGCCGGGUAAUCGUGUUCCUCGCCGGAAAGGACCGCCUGGGGAACGGGGCGCGACAGUACAACGAGAUAUUGCGAGGCGGCGAGUGGGGUGGAGUGGUGGAGAUGGUGGAGCAUAAGGAGGAGGACCAUGUCUUCCAUAUCAUGAAGCCUGACUGUGAGAACGCGAAGGACCUUAUCCAGAGAGUGGCACUGUUCAUUAAUGGCGACUGAGGACCAGAUGUCCUGAUUGUUGCGGAUCGUGGUUUCCACCUUCAGUUUUCUUGAUAUGGAUUUCCUUUUUAUAUAUGAUGUUUGAUCUGACCUAUUGCACGAACAUUGAUGGUGAACGAGAUUGUGGAAAAAUAUUGGAUUAACAAAGUUCUGUCUUCUUGACAUGACGACAUCUA